This is a messenger RNA of Mollisia scopiformis, 474 nucleotides long. RefSeq lists its product as uncharacterized. The coding region runs from base 23 to 265 and encodes 80 amino acids. The transcript is spliced from 5 exons. The record is from RefSeq and is a predicted model, not a curated record. NCBI's taxonomy places the organism in Eukaryota, Fungi, Ascomycota, Leotiomycetes, Helotiales, Mollisiaceae.
GCUUUCACUCACAACUACGACGAUGUCUGCGUCACUGGCCCCGGAAUGCGAUGAAGUCAAGGAGCGUUAUGACUCCUGCUUCCUCAAAUGGUAUAGCGAAAAGUAUCUGCGUGGAAAGGGCACAACUGAUGAAUGUGCCGCCCUUUUUAAGGACUACAAGCGAUGCUUAACGAGUGCUCUGAAGGAAAAGGGAAUUGACAAGAUGUUGGAAGAAGCUCGAGAGGAUCAUAAGGAGAAUGAUGCAGCAAACUUGCGUCGGAGAUAAUUGCCAAGUCGUGCUCAUCAGGAACUUUGCAUAGCGGCAUUAAGGGUGUUCGGUUUAUUGGGAACUUCUGCUCUGGCUUUCUCUAUUUUCCUUGGAGAUGUAAAAUAUAUGUAUUGAGCUUGUAACAUUAAAAGCAACUCAGCCUUCUCAAGUACAUUCAAUAUCCGACGUCUUAUCAGCAUUAGACGGCCAUUGAGAUAUCCAAGGAU